This is a messenger RNA of Cokeromyces recurvatus, 12485 nucleotides long. RefSeq names its product fatty acid synthase. Bases 129 to 12485 code for a protein of 4118 amino acids. The transcript is spliced from 6 exons. Gene Ontology annotation, molecular function: fatty acid synthase activity; 3-oxoacyl-[acyl-carrier-protein] synthase activity; magnesium ion binding. Gene Ontology annotation, biological process: long-chain fatty acid biosynthetic process. NCBI's taxonomy places the organism in Eukaryota, Fungi, Mucoromycota, Mucoromycetes, Mucorales, Mucoraceae. The record is from RefSeq and is a predicted model, not a curated record. Gene Ontology annotation, cellular component: fatty acid synthase complex.
UUUUUUUUUACUUUAUUUAUAUAUCAUCAAUAUUUACAUAUACAUUAAUUAUACAUAAUACUACCUAAUUAUACAUUCUAUAUUUUAACAAAAAUAAGCCUUCUCUUUAUUUACAAAAAUAGUGUAAUAUGAUUCAAAACCAACAAACACUUCGUCCUUUAACUUUAAAACAAGGUGUUACUGAAAUUUCUAUUCUUGUUUCUGAAAACGUUUGGGGUUAUACGCAGCAACUUAAGGAAGAGUUCCCUACAGCUGAAAAUGCAGAAAAUGUCAAUGAAAUUGAACUUGCAGCCAGAUUUAUGAAAUUUGCUUCUGAUCGUGCAAUUAGGGAUUCAAUUUUUAUUGAAGUGGCUAAAGUUCUUUUUAUUGAUUUUACAUCUAAAUAUCUUAAAAGUAAUAAUAUACAUGCUGCUACUCGUAAUCUUGUACUCGAGUCAAAAAAGUCAGUUAUCAAAGCCUAUUAUUCCACUUUGAAUGUUCUUGAAAAGACCAAUACCUUACCAGAUGAAAAUAUGGCUCCAGUUAAAUCAGCUUUAUUCGAGGCUGCUGCUAGCGGUGAUGCAAAGCUUUUCGCUGUUUUUGGUGGUCAAGGCAAUAUUGAGGAAUAUUUUGAUGAACUUGCUGAUAUUUGGGAGAUUUACAAAGAGAUUGUAAGACCUUUUGUUCUUCGUAUGGCAGAUGUAUUAAACGAGUAUGCUCGUAAUCCUGAUGUAAAAGUUUUAUAUUCAGAGGGUCUGGAUAUUUUACGUUGGCUAGAAGAUUCUGAGCUUAGACCUGAUGUCCAGUACCUUAUUUCUGCUCCAGUGAGUCUUCCUUUAAUCGGUCUUAUUCAACUUCUCCAUUAUUAUAUCAUGAUUCGCGUUCUUAAUCGUACACCUUUUGAAAUUCGUGAUUUAUUUAAAGGCACUACGGGUCAUAGCCAAGGAAUCAUUAGUUCUGUCGUUAUUUCUGCUUCUUCAACUGAAAAUGAAUUUUUGAGCAAUUCUGAAAAAGCAUUAGGUCUUCUUUUUUGGAUUGGGGCAAGAGCACAACAAGAGUAUCCUUCUUUUACUUUAAACCCAGCUGUUAUCGAAGAUUCAAUUAAUAACAAUGAAGGAAAUCCCACUCCUAUGCUAGCUAUUACCGGACUUCGAGAGAGUCAGAUUUUGAACUAUGUGAAAGAAACUAAUUCUCAUCUUGCUCCUGAACGUCAAAUUGUGUUAGCCUUACGUAAUGGCCCUCGUUCAUUUGUCUGUACCGGCCCUCCUCAAUCACUCUAUGGAUUAAAUCUUGCCCUUCGCAAAUUAAAAGCCCCAACCGGUCUUGAUCAAUCUCGUAUUCCUUAUUCUCAACGUAAAAUCAAAUUUUCUUUCAGAUUCUUGCCAAUUACAGCACGCUUUCAUAGUUUCUAUUUGAAUUCAGUGGUCGAUAAAGUUAUGGAAGAUGCUAAAAAUAACAACCUUUUAUUUGAUUCUAGUAGCCUUAAAAUUCCUGUACUUUCUACCGACUCAGGCAAAAAUCUCCAAAAUGCAAACGACUUGACAAAGACAUUAUUAGAACUUAUUUGUAUUUGUCAUGUGGAUUGGGAAAAAUCUACUGCUGUUGAAGGAUUAACACAUGUUAUUGAUUUUGGACCUGGAGGUACAUCAGGAAUUGGUAGUUUAACAUAUCGUAAUAAAGAAGGCACUGGCGUAGAAAUUGUGUUAGCAGGUGUUCUUGAGGGAUCUAAUGAUGACUUGUCUUAUAAAGCCGAUCUUUUCGAUUUAAAUGUCAAUUCAGUUAAAUAUUCUCAAAAUUGGGCGAAAUUGUUUCAACCUAAAUUAGUCAAAACAGCAAGUGGACGUAUUCAUAUAGAUACCAAGAUGUCUCGUUUAUUAGGUAAGCCACCACUUAUGGUAGCCGGUAUGACUCCCGCUACUGUUAAUGAGAAAUUUGUUGCUGCUGUCAUGAAUGCUGGCUAUCAUGUUGAACUUGCUGGAGGUGGACACUUUAAUGAAGAUAUGCUUCGUGAUAAGGUUCAUAAAAUCAUGGAACUUACUCGUGCUGGUGAGGGUAUUACUCUCAAUAUUAUCUUUUUAAAUGUCCUACAAUGGGGUUUCCAAUAUCCUCUUAUUCAAGUUAUGCGUAAGGAAGGUCUACCUAUGGAAGGCCUUUGUAUCGCUGCUGGUGUUCCCAGUCUUGACAAUGCUAAUGAAAUUAUUGCUAAUUUACAAGCUGCUGGAAUUCGUCAUGUUGCAUUCAAGCCAGGAAAUGCAGAUACUAUUCGUCAAGUUGUAGCUAUUGCUGCUGCUAAUCCUACUAUGCCUGUUAUCUUACAAUGGACUGGUGGUCGUGCUGGUGGUCACCAUGGUUUUGAGGAUGUUCAUCAACCUAUUCUUGAAACUUAUGCCGCCAUUCGUCGUCAACCCAACAUUGUUCUUGUUGCUGGUUCUGGUUUUGGUGGUGCUGAGGAUACCUUGCCCUACAUUACUGGUGAUUGGUCUGUCAAAUUUGAUUAUCCACCUAUGCCUUUUGACGGUGUCCUCUUUGGUUCUCGUAUGAUGGUAGCCAAGGAAGGUUUAGCUUCCCCAGCUGCUAAACAAGCCAUGGUCGAUGCACCUGGUGUAGAUGACAGUGAAUGGGAAAAGACCUAUAAGGUCCCUGCUGGUGGUGUCCUUACUGUUCUUUCUGAACUUGGUGAACCUAUCCACAAGAUUGCUACCCGUGGUGUUCGUCUUUGGAAGGAACUUGAUGAAAGUAUUUUCUCUUUGCCUAAGGACAAGCGUUUACCUGCCUUGUUAGCCAAGAAAGAUUAUAUCAUUAAACGUUUGAAUGCUGAUUUCCAGAAGGUUUGGUUUGGUAAGAAAAAGACAGGUGAAGCCGUUGAUCUUCAAGAUAUGACCUAUAGUGAAGUUGUCUAUCGUAUGAUUGAAUUACUUUAUAUCAAGUUCGAAGCUCGUUGGAUCGAUAUUUCACUUCGUAACUUUGUUGGCGACUUUUUGCGUCGUGUUGAAGAACGUUUCUCAAAGUCAUCUACAUCUUCUAUGCUUCAAAAUUAUGCUCAAUUGGAAAAUCCCUUCCCUUUUGUUGAAGAGUUCUUGGCUCAAUUCCCUGAUGCUGAAACACAAUUAUUAACAUCUGAAGAUGUUCUUCAUUUUAUUUCUCUUUGUAAGCGUCCUAAUCAAAAGCCCGUUCCCUUCAUCCCUAUUAUGGAUAAAGAUUUUGAUAUUUGGUUUAAGAAGGAUUCUCUUUGGCAAUCCGAAGAUCUUGCUGCUGUUGUUGAUCAAGAUGUUCAACGUACUUGUAUCCUUCAUGGUCCUGUUGCUGCCAAAUAUGCUACUCGUAUCGAUCAACCUGUAGCUGAAAUUCUUAACGACAUUUAUAAUAGCCACAUCAAUAGUUUGAAGGAACGUUAUUAUAAAGAUACUAUAAUCCCUGAAAUUGAAUAUCUGGGUGGUGUAUCUAUCACUAAAACUUCUGUUCAAGAAAUUUUUGCUUCUUCUACUGAACAAAUUUUUGAAACUUCUUCAAAUCCUUUACCUGAUACGGACGAAUGGAUUCAAGCAAUCUCAGGUCCUAAUUAUAACUGGCUUCGUGCUCUUUUGACAUCUCCUUUUAUUGUUCAAGGAAAACGUUUUGCAGACAAUACCAUUAAGGAUGUGUUCCGUCCACGUGUCAAUCAAAAGGUUAUAGUAUCUAAAAAUGCUCUUGGACAUAUUGUCUCUGUUAAAGUUCAAGACAGACGUCAAUGGAGUGUUAAUGGUAACAGUACAGAUUAUACAACCUCUAUUGAACUUACUGAGAGUAAUAACAGUGUUACAAUGACACUCUAUGAAAAGAAGGGCGACGAUUUCAUUCCUUUGGUUUUACGUUUUGAAUAUAAACCUGAACUUGGCUAUGCACCUAUUCAUGAAAUUAUGACUGAUCGUAAUGAACGUAUCAAGAAUUUCUACUUCAAACUUUGGUUUGGCGUUGAUAAUAAUGAAGAUUUCUUAAAUUAUCCCCUUGAUGGGACUAUUGUUAACAAGGGUGAAGUAGUUAAAUUUGAAGAUAUUUCAGAAUUUUGUCAUGCUGUUGGCAAUAAGGCAGAAAUCUUUGGUGAUCGUAACCAAAAGGUUGUCAGUGCUCCUAUGGACUUUGCUAUAGUUGUUGGUUGGAAAGCUAUUAUGAAAGGUGUCUUCCCCAAAAUUGCUGAUGGUGAUCUUAUUAGACUUGUUCAUGCUGGUAUCAGUUUCCGCAUGUUAGCAGGCGAAGAGCUUCUUAAAGUUGGCGAUGUUGUUGAUACCUUUGCUAAAAUUAAUGCUGUUACUAAUAUUAGUUCUGGUAAAAUGAUUGAGGUCAAGAGUCUGAUCGUUCGUGAUGGAAAGCCUGUACUUGAAGUUACUAGUUGGUCUUUGUACCGUGGUAACUUUGUUGAUUUUGAGAAUACAUUUGAGCAUAAAACUGAAAUCCCUAUGGAGUAUAAGAUUUAUGGUAACAAAGAGAUUGCUAUAUUGAAGUCUAAGGAGUGGAUUCAUUGGAAUGAUAUCUCUGAACAAUAUAAAGUUGCUCCUGGAAAAUCUCUUAUCUUCCGAUUGGAAACUGAACUUAAAUAUAAGAAUAGUAAAGUUUAUUCUUCAGUUAAAACUACUGGUAGUGUUACAAUGCAAGUCUCUACUAAGGAAUUUAUUGAAGUUGCUAAAGUUAAUUAUGAAUCUGGCGAAAGUCAUGGCAACCCAGUAACAGAGUUUUUGAAACGUCAUGCUCAUGAAAUUGAACAAGCUCAUUUCUUUGAAAACGGUGGCUACUCAAUUAUGCCUAUUCAAAGUACUUUCCCCUCAAUUGUUCAUGCACCCACUUCUAAUGAACCUUAUGCUAAUAUCUCUGGCGAUUUCAACCCUAUUCAUGUUAAUCCUUACUUUGCUGAUCUUGCUCGUUUACCAGGUACAAUCACUCAUGGUAUGUGGACUAGCGCUUCUACACGUAAGUUUGUUGAAAUCUUUGCUGCUGACAAUGUACCUCGUCGUGUUGUUGCCUACGAUGUCAAAUUCGUUGGUAUGGUUUUGCCUUCUGACCGACUUGAAACCAAACUUUAUCAUAUUGGUAUGAAGAAUGGUCGUAAGAUCAUUAAAGUUGAAACCUACAAUCAAAACAAUGAAAGAGUUGUCGAAGGUACUGCUGAAGUUGAACAACCUAUUACAGCAUAUGUUUUUACCGGUCAAGGUUCUCAAGAAAAAGGCAUGGGCAUGGAUCUUUAUAAUAGUUCUCCAGUUGCUAAAGCUAUCUGGGAUAAAGCUGAUAAGCACUUUUUGGAAAACUACGGUUUCUCCAUUCUUGAUAUUGUUCGUAAUAACCCUAAAGAAAAGACUAUUCAUUUUGGUGGACCAAAGGGUGAGAAAAUCCGUCAAAAUUAUAUGAGUAUGCUUUAUGAUGUUGUCGAUCCUGAUGGUAGUAUUCACACUUUACGUUUAUUCCCUACCAUUGAUGAAUAUUCACCUUCUUAUACAUUUGUAUCCCCUAAUGGUCUUCUUUCUGCUACUCAGUUUACUCAACCGGCUUUAACUUUAAUGGAAAAAGCGGCGUUUGAGGAUAUGCGUUCUAAAGAGUUAAUUCAAGCUAAUUGUGCUUUUGCUGGUCACUCUCUUGGAGAAUAUUCUGCUUUAGCUGCUGUAGGUGACAUUUUACCAUUAAGCUCUUUAGUUGAUGUUGUCUUUUAUCGUGGUAUGGCCAUGCAAUCUGCUGUUAAGCGUGAUGAGUUAGGUCGCUCUAACUAUAGUAUGGUUGCUGUUAACCCUGCUCGUGUUUCUAAGACAUUUGAUGAUGCAGCUCUCCGCUUUGUUGUUGAUUCUAUUGCUCGUCGCGGUGGUGAUAUUUUGGAAAUUGUCAAUUUUAAUGUUGAAAACUGGCAAUAUGUUGCUGCUGGUGCUCUUCAAAAUCUUGAUGCACUUGCUAAUGUUUUGAACUAUAUUAAUAUGUCUAACAUUGAUUUCCAAAAACUUAUUGGAACCGAAUCUCUUGAUUCAGUUAGGGAAAAACUUAAUACAAUUAUUGAUGAUGCAUUUGAAAAAACGAAAUCUAAGCAAGCUAAAGGAUUUAUUAAUCUUGAAAGAGGUAGAGCUACUAUCCCUCUUUCUGGUAUUGAUGUUCCCUUUCAUUCAUCAUUCUUACUUAGUGGCGUUACUCCUUUCCGUACCUUUUUGGCAAAGAAAUUUAAUCCAUCUGAUAUCGAUGUUAAUCAAUUGAAAAAUAGAUAUAUUCCUAACUUAGUGGCACAACCUUUUAGCACAGAAAAGAGUUAUAUUGAAAACAUUUAUCGCACCACUUCUAGUCCCCGCUUAGCCAAGGUACUUCAGAAUUGGACUGAUGACAAGUAUUCUACUCCAGCUCAACAACAACGCCUUGGUUAUAUUAUUCUAAUUGAACUUUUGGCUUAUCAAUUUGCAUCCCCUGUUCGUUGGAUUGAGACUCAAGACGAAUUAUUCAAGAAUUAUAAGAUUGAGCGCCUUAUUGAAGUUGGUCCUUCUCCUACACUUACUGGAAUGGCUGUUCGUACCUUGGGACUUAAGUAUCAAUCUUAUGAUACUGCCUUGAAUAAUCGUAGACAAACUUUGUGUAUUUCAAAGGAUUCUAAAGAGAUUUAUUAUGAACUUGAAAGCUCAGUUGAAGAGGUAGUUGAACCUGCUGCUCUGCCUAAAGUAAAUGUGGCUCCUGCUCCUAUCGCUAUUCCUGCUCCUGCUCCUGUAGCUGCACCUACUACUGGACCUGCAGCUGCUGUAGCUGAUGUUCCCGUUUCUGCUAUUGAAAUUAUUCUUGCCGUAGUAGCUCAAAAGCUCAAGAAAUCUAUUAAUGAUGUUCCUUUAUCUAAAUCUAUUAAGGAUUUAGUAAGCGGUAAAUCCACCCUUCAAAAUGAAAUUCUUGGUGACUUGCAAAAGGAAUUUAAUAACAACAUGCCUGAAAAGGCUGAAGAAUCUUCGUUACAAGAUAUUGGCUCUGCAUUGAAUGGCGUAUUCUCUGGUACACUUGGUCAACACAGUAAUACCAUGAUUGCUAAAUUAAUUAGUGCAAAGAUGCCUGGUGGUUUUACCUUGAAUAGUGCAAAGAAUUAUCUUAAUAGCGCUUAUGGUUUAGGCCCUGGACGUGCUGAUGGGGUUCUUCUUGUUGGUAUUACCAUGGAGCCUGCCUCUCGUCUUGGUGCAGAAGCUGAAGCUAAGGCAUGGUUGGAUUCUGUUGCUAAAGCGUAUGCUAGUAAGACUGGUAUUAGUUUAACUGCUGCUAGUGCUUCACCUGCGCCUGCACCUACACCUGCUGUUGCUGUAGCUUCUGCUACUGCAGCUCCCUCUUUACCUACUGCUAUUAGCGAUGUUCCUAUAAGUGCUACUGAAGUUAUUCUUGCUGUUGUUGCCCAAAAGCUUAAGAAAUCUGUUAACGAAGUCCCAUUGUCUAAAUCUAUUAAGGAUUUAGUUGGGGGUAAAUCUACUCUUCAAAACGAAAUCCUUGGUGACUUACAAAAGGAAUUCAAUAAUGGUAUGCCUGAGAAAGCUGAAGAAAGCUCAUUGGAAGAACUUGGUUCAUCGUUGGGUAGCUCUUUCAGUGGUGCUCUUGGUAAGCAUACUAGUUCUCUCAUUGCCAAAUUGGUUGGUGCCAAAUUACCCGGUGGUUUUACUUUAAACAGUGCCAAAAAUUAUCUUAAUAGCACCUUUGGUUUGGGUCCUGGUCGUACUGAUGGCUCUCUCUUAAUUGGUAUUACUAUGGAACCUGCUACUCGUCUUAGCACUGAAGUUGAGGCUAAAUCUUGGUUAGAUAAUGUUGCUGCAGCAUAUGCUAGUAAAACGGGUAUUUCUCUCUCUAGUAAUGGAGGAGCUUCAGCUUUAGGUAAUUCUAUGUCGAGUGGUGUUGUUGCUACUAUGAUUAAUAAUGCUGAAUUUGAUGCCUUGAAAGCCAAACAAGACGCUUUGAUUUAUCAGCAACUUAAUUUAUAUGCUAAAUAUCUUCAAAAGGAUUUGCGUGAAGGAGCUAGAAAAUACGAAGAGGAAAAGGUCGUUACUAAGAAGCUACAAGCUGAGCUUGAUUUGUGGCUAAAUGAGCACGGCGAUGUUUAUGCUGAAGGUAUUAAACCCUUAUUCUCUCCUCUUAAAGCUCGUCGCUAUGAUUCUUAUUGGAAUUGGGCUCGCCAAGAUGCUCUUGAAAUGUGGUAUGACCUUAUCUUUGGUAAAUCCUCUAUUAUUGAUCGUGAAAUUACUGCAAAAUGCUUAAAUAUUAUGAAUCGUGCUCAUCCUAAGUUGAUUGAAUACAUGCGAUACAAGGUUGAAAACUGUACAGGUGAUGAGGGAGAAACUUAUAAAAUUGCUAAAGAAUUUGGCCAAGCUUUGAUUGAAAAUUGCGUUGAAGUUCUUGCUGAGAAGCCUUAUUUCAAGUGCUUUGCUAUUCCUACAAGUCCUCAUACUUCUGUUACAGAAAAGGGUGAUAUCAAAUACUCAGAAGUUCCUCGUCCUGGUUGUGACAAAUUGGCUAACUAUGUAGAUGAUAUGAUUGCUGGAUCUGAGGUCUCAGAAUAUUCAAAUCGUCUUAAAGUUCAACGUGAUUUAGGACAUAUUUAUGAAAUUAUUCUCAGACAAAACAAUGCUACUAAGAGCGAUAAAUUAGCUAUGGAAGAGCUUUACUCUGAUAUUUUGCGUGCUUUGUCUAUGUCUAAUACUAUCGUUAGAGAACAAAGACCCCGUUCUCAUAUGUCUGAUUGUAAACAUGAUUCUUCAAAUAAGGUUAAGGAUACUAUUCCCUUCUUACAUCUCAAGAGACAGGACCAUGACAAUCCAAUCAAUGGCUGGGAAUUCAGUAAUAAGCUUACUAAAAUCUAUUUGGAUGCAUUAAUUGAAAUUUCUAAAAAGGGUAUUACUUUUGCUGGUAAGUACGUUCUUUUGACUGGUGCAGGAAGAGACUCUAUUGGAUCUGAAGUUAUGAAGGGUUUACUUGCUGGUGGUGCUAAAGUUAUUGUCACCACUUCUCGUUUCAGUCGUCAAGUUACUGAAUACUUCCAAUCUAUCUACAAGACUUAUGGUGCUAAGGACUCUGAACUUAUUCUUGUUCCAUUUAAUCAGGGCGCUAAGCAAGAUGUAGAUGCUUUAGUUAACUAUAUUUAUAGCCGUGAAGGUCUUAAUUGGGAUCUUGAUUUUAUCAUUCCUUUUGCUGCUAUUCCUGAAAAUGGUCGUGAACUUGACAGUAUUGAUUCGAAAUCUGAGCUUGCUCAUCGUAUUAUGUUAACUAAUUUGCUUCGCAUUCUGGGUAACGUCAAGACUCAUAAGCAAAAGAUUGGCUCUGAUACUCGACCAGCUCAAGUUAUUCUUCCUUUGUCUCCUAAUCAUGGUACUUUCGGUGGUGACGGUCUUUAUGGUGAAUCUAAAAUUUCUUUAGAAACUCUCUUCAACCGUUGGUAUUCUGAAAGCUGGUCUAGUUACUUAUCUAUUACUGGUGCUAUCAUUGGUUGGACUCGUGGUACUGGUUUAAUGAGUGCCAGUAAUAUUGUUGCUGAAGGCGUCGAGGCACUUGGUGUUCGAACUUUCUCAACUGUUGAAAUGGCAUUCAAUCUCCUUGGUCUUAUGCAUCCUACUAUUGUCAAGUUAUGCCAAAGAGAGCCUGUCUAUGCUGAUCUUAAUGGUGGUCUUCAAUUUAUUCCAAAAUUAAAAGAACUUACUACUAAAUUGCGUUCUGAAAUCUAUGAAACUGCUGAAAUUCGUAAGGCUAUUGCUGCUGAGAAUGCUCUUGAUUACAAGGUUGUAUUUGGCGAAGAAGCUGAACGUAAAAAUAAUCCUUAUAAGGUUACUCCUCGCGCUAACAUGAAAUUUGAAUUCCCCAAGCUUAAGCCAUACGAAGCUCUUAAACAUCUUAGCUAUCUUAAGGGUAUGCUUGAUCUCGAUAAGGUUAUAGUUAUUGCUGGUAUGGGUGAAGUUUCUCCAUGGGGUAAUGCUAGAACUCGUUGGGAAAUGGAAGCUUAUGGUGCUUUCUCUCUUGAAGGCUGUAUCGAAAUGGCCUGGAUUAUGGGUUAUAUAAAACACUUUGACGGUAGAUUAAAGAAUGGUAAUAUCUAUUCUGGAUGGGUUGACGCCGAAACCGAACAACCUGUUGAAGAUAAAGAUAUUAAGGCCAAGUAUGAAAAGCAAAUUUUGGAGCAUACAGGUGUUCGUUUAAUUGAACCUGCGAUUAUGGAUGGUUAUAAUCCUGAAAAGAAGACACUCUUGCAAGAAGUUAUGAUUGAUCAUGAUCUAGAACCUUUUGAAUGCUCUAAAGAAGAGGCUGAACACUUUAAGCACCAACAAGGUGAUAAAGCUGAUAUUUAUGAAUCUGGUAAUGGAAGCUGGUAUGUUCAUAUUCAUAAGGGUGCUACCUUGUAUAUUCCCAAAGCCCUUCGUUUCGAUCGUCUCGUUGCUGGCCAAAUCCCUACUGGCUGGGAUGCUACACGUUAUGGUAUUCCUAAGGAUGUUAUUGACCAAGUUGAUCCUGUCACUGUUUACAACAUGGUCUCUACUGUUGAAGCAUUUAUUUCUGCUGGUAUCACUGAUCCUUAUGAAUGUUAUAAAUAUAUUCAUGUAUCUGAAAUGGGUAAUACUAUCGGUUCUGGUGUCGGUGGUCAAGCUGCACAAAGAGGUUUCUUCCGUGGACGUUUCCUUGAUCAGCCUGUUCAAAAGGAUAUUUUACAAGAGUCUCAAAUUAACACUAUGGCUGCUUGGAUUAAUAUGUUACUUAUUUCAUCAUCUGGUCCAAUCAAGACUCCCGUAGAUGCCUGUGCAACUGCUGCUAUUUCUAUUGAAAUGGCAUGUGAAUCAUUACUAUCCGGCAAAGCUAAGAUUAUGAUUGCUGGUGCUUCUGAAGAAACAACUGAAGAAUCCAGUUACGAAUUUGCUAAUAUGAAGGCUACUUCUAGUGCAGCUGAAGAAUUUGCUAAGGGCCGUACUCCUUCUGAAAUGUCUCGUCCUGCUACUACUACUAGAAGUGGUUUUAUGGAAUCUCAUGGUUCUGCUACUCAUGUUCUCAUGACUGCUGCAACUGCUAUAGAGAUUGGUUCACCCAUUUAUGGUAUUAUUGCUCAUAGUAGUACUGCUACUGAUAAGGAAGGUCGUUCUGUUCCUGCACCUGGUGCUGGUAUCCUUACAACUGCUCGUGAAAACGUUAGUAAGAGGGCCUCUCCUAUGUUAAAUUUCAAGUACCGUGCUAAGCAAAUUAAAUCUCGUCGUGCUCAGAUUAAGGCUUGGGUUGAAAGUGAGUUUGAAGAUUUACAAGAGGAGUUAGAAGAAUUGAAAUCUUCUGGCGAGAUUACUACUGCUGAAGAAGAGAAGACAUGGCUUGAAGAACGUACUUCAUUCAUUGAAAAGCAAGCUAAACGUCAAGAAAAGGAAGCACUAGCGACAUUCCAACAUCAAUUCUAUCAAAACGAUCCUGAAAUUGCACCUCUACGUGGUGCUCUUGCUGUUUAUGGUUUAACUAUUGAUGAUAUCGGUGUUGCUUCUUUCCACGGUACUUCUACUAAGGCUAAUGAUAAAAAUGAAUCUCGUGUUAUCAAUGCUCAAAUGAAACAUCUUGGUCGUACUAAGGGUAAUGCUCUUUUGGCUAUCACUCAGAAAUAUUUAACUGGUCAUCCCAAGGGCCCUGCUGCUGCUUGGAUGGCUAAUGGUAUGAUGCAAGCUAUGCUUAGUGGCAUUGUUCCUGGCAAUCGUAAUGCAGAUAACAUUGAUGCUGAUAUGAAGGAGUUAGACUAUAUUGUUUUCCCUUGCCGUUCCAUUCAAACUGAUGGCUUAAAGGCUGGUCUCCUUAAAUCAUUCGGUUUCGGUCAAGCAGGUGGUGAAGUCUUGAUUAUUCAUCCUGACUAUAUCUUUGGUGCUUUAGAAGAAAAGCAGUAUAAUACUUAUAAAGCUAAAAAUAUCAACCGCUAUUCAAAGGCUUAUCGUUAUCUUCAUGACACUGUUACAGGUUUACAUACCUUUGUUCAAGUUAAAAAUGAAGCUCCUUAUAGCGAGGACCUUGAAUACACUGUCUACCUGAACCCUAGCGCUCGUGCCGAAUAUUCAAAGGAGAAGAGGUCCUGGUAUUUCACUAAUAAAUCUGCUAACCGUGCUGCUCCUACAUCUGGUGAUAUUGAAGUAACAAAGAGCAUCAUUUCUUCUCUUGCUGAACAACAAGCUGGUAAAAGGGGUGUUGGCGUUGAUGUCGAAUUAACGAAGGAAGUUAAUAUCGAGAACUCCACCUUUAUUGAACGCAAUUUCACUCCUGCUGAAAUUGAAUACUGCCAAGCUCGUCCAGAUCCCCAGGCUAGCUUUGCAGGCCGUUGGUCAGCUAAGGAAGCUGUUUUCAAAGCUAUUUCUUCUUAUGGCAAUAUCCCUUCUGAUGGUGCUGGUGCCCCCUUGAAAGAAAUUGAAAUUAAAUCAAAUGAAGUUGGAGCUCCUGAAGUCGUGUUAACUGGUAAAGCCGAAAAAGCUGCCUUAUCAGCUGGAAUUAAGAAUAUAAAUGUAUCUAUAAGUCAUAGUGGUGCUUACAGUGCUGCUGUUGCCUUGGCUCAAUAA